CACCAGGAAUUCUCGUUUUUCAAAUCCUCAUUUGAACAAUUUUGCGUCUAAUUACUUCAUUAAAAUUUCAGAAACCACUUAGCCAAGCUGGGAAAAAAUGGUGGCGAAAAAGAGUGGCAGAAACCGAGGAGGCGGUGGCGGAGGAACCGCCGCUGCAACGGAAGUUUCUGUCGAGGAAUUAGCACGUGUUCCCUUGCAAGCCAUCCUCUUAGCUGAUAGCUUCGCCACUAAGUUCCGCCCGAUAACCCUUGAGCGCCCGAAGGUUUUGCUGCCGCUAGUGAAUGUUCCGAUGAUUGAUUAUACUUUAGCGUGGCUAGAAUCAGCUGGAGUUGAAGAGGUUUUUGUGUUUUGUUGUGCUCAUGCGAAACAAGUGGUUGAGCAUUUGGAAAAUUCGCAGUGGUUUGCACAACCGAACUUUUCUGUGACGGCUAUCGAAUCGAACAAUGCGGUUGGUGCUGGUGAUGCUUUGCGUUUGAUAUAUGAGCAAAAUGUGAUACGUGGAGAUUUUGUCCUUGUUAGUGGAGAUACAGUGAGUAAUAUGUCUCUUGCAGAGGCACUUGGAGAACAUAAGGAGAGGAGGAGAAAGGAUAGCAAUGCCAUAAUGACCAUGGUCAUAACACAGUCAAAAACAUCUCCAACAACACGUCAAUCUCGUCUUGGAACUGAUGAGUUGUUUAUGGCAAUUGAUCCUGAUACAAAGCAACUCCUUUAUUACGAGGAUAAGUCUGAUAAAGGAACAGUGUCACUUGAUAAGACAUUGCUUUCUGAUCAUCCAUCUAUUUAUCUACAUAAUGACAAGCAGGAUUGCUACAUUGACAUUUGCUCUCCGGAAGUCCUGAGCACAUUCGCUGACAAUUUUGACUAUCAACAUCUACGGCGUCAUUUUUUGAAGGGUUUGCUUGAUGAUGAUAUAAUGGGUUACAAGAUUUUCACUCAUGAAAUUCAAUCAAAUUAUGCGGCUAGAAUUGAUAAUUUCCGAAGCUAUGAUACUGUCAGCAAGGACAUUAUUCAAAGAUGGACAUAUCCAUUGGUGCCUGAUGUACAAUUUUUUGGAAAUUCUUCUGCUAAACUUGACAGACAAGGAAUGUACCGAGCAUCAGUGGUGGGGCAGUCACGUUCUGCGCAAGUUGGGCCAUUUACCGUUAUAGGAAGUGGCACUACCAUUGGAAGCCAGUCUCAAAUUUCAAAUUCAGUAGUUGGUGAAGGUUGUAAAAUUGGUGCAAAUGUUUCAAUAGAGGGUUGCUACAUAUGGCACAAUGUUACGAUUGAAGAUGGUUGUCAACUAAAGCAUGCAAUAGUGUGUGAUGGGGUGGUAAUAAAGUCAGGAGUGAUUCUCGAACCUGGUGUAGUCUUGUCAUACAAGGUUGUGGUAGGACAACAGUUUAUUGUUCCUGCAUACUCAAAGGUAUCCUUGUAUCAGCAGCCCAUCAAACAAGAUAGUGAUGAGGAACUGGAAUAUGCUGACAGCAGCAGUGGAUUCAUGGAUGCUUCAUCACUGUCUGGUCUGCCAGAUAAGUUGAAGGAAGAGUCAACUAUACAAUUAUCUGAGUCGCAGCUGCAGGCUGCAUCUGAGGUUGGUAGUGGUGGGGUUGGCUUCAUUUGGUCCACAAGUGAGGGCAGUCAUGAAGAGGAAUGGAGGCAUUCAGUUGCACCUAUUCCUGCAGCCAAGCUUCUUGAAAUUAUGCACACCUCAAACAAUGAACUUGAGGUGGUGCAACAAGAUGGCAAUCUUCCUCCUUCAGGGGAGCUGGAACGUGAUUCUGUUACUGCUAAUUCGAAUGAUUAUGAUGAUGAUGAUGUUGAUGUCAAAGAUGACUAUGAGUUUUUUGAGAACGAGGUUGAAGCUACUUUUAAACGGGCUCUAGAGGAGAAUAUUAAGGAAGACGAUGUAAUAUUGGAGGUCAACUCAUUGCGGUUGUCGUACAAUUUGGCAACUGCAGAUUGUUCUGGUGCAUUAUUCUAUUCAAUGAUGAAGUCAGCACUCAGUGCACCACAUCCAUCACCUAGUGAUUUGGUGAAAAAUGCUGCAACUGUCAUUACAAAAUGGAAAAAACUUUUGAAGUAUUACCUGCCAAGUAUAGAUGAAGAGGUUGGUCUAUUGAUCUCUUCAUCUGAUCCUGAUGAGAUCGAAGUGAUACUGAAAUUUGAAGAAAUGUGCUUGGAAUCUGCAAAGGAGUAUUCAACAGUGUUUGUACAGAUUCUGCAUCUUCUUUAUGACAAAGAUAUCAUACAAGAGGAAGCAAUACUCAACUGGGCAUCUGAGAAGGAAGGUGCUGAUGAGACUGAUAAGCUAUUUGUCAAGCAGGCAGAAAAAUUCACCCAGUGGUUGAACGAAGCAUCUGAAGAAGAGGAUUGAUAAAAUGUUUAAAUCAGGUCACCGAUUUUCAAGAUCUGUCUAUCAGAACUCUUCGAGUAUCAUCAUCAAGUGCUUGAGAUCAUCACCCCCUUUUCCUCUUACCUUGAUUGCUUGGAGGCUGUGUAUAUGUUCUAGAACUUCAUGGAGGUCUUAUAACCUGUCUGCCGGUCGUGCACGAUCUGACUUCUGGCAACUGCUUCCAUCUGCAAUUUUAACAUUCUGUCUGUGGUCAGACAAAUUGCUCACGAGCAAUUUCCCAUUUUUGUCCAUGAACUGAAGGAUUAUGGAGUGAGUAUUAACUUUGAAGGAUUAUGCUGAAUGGAAGUGUAAAUUUUGGGUUUUGCAUUGUAGUAAAGAAUAUAACACUAACAAUGUAAAUUCAUUGAUGAAAGGCAGUUCAUUGCUAAUAAUUUGUUUUGUUGUCUGUUGUUAAGUGAUUGGGGAAUUUGUACCCCCUCAUCCCUUUUGAACAAUUAUGCAGUGAAUUUAGUUCAUACU
This is a messenger RNA of Coffea eugenioides, 2854 nucleotides long. Its product is annotated as translation initiation factor eIF-2B subunit epsilon. Bases 98 to 2356 code for a protein of 752 amino acids. NCBI's taxonomy places the organism in Eukaryota, Viridiplantae, Streptophyta, Magnoliopsida, Gentianales, Rubiaceae. Gene Ontology annotation, molecular function: guanyl-nucleotide exchange factor activity; translation initiation factor binding; translation initiation factor activity. The transcript has 15 exons. Gene Ontology annotation, biological process: biosynthetic process. Gene Ontology annotation, cellular component: eukaryotic translation initiation factor 2B complex. The record is from RefSeq and is a predicted model, not a curated record.